Prunus armeniaca (apricot) is the source of this 1869-nucleotide messenger RNA. Lineage: Eukaryota; Viridiplantae; Streptophyta; Magnoliopsida; Rosales; Rosaceae. The record is from the annotation of a GenBank genome assembly.
AUGGCACCUGUUGAGGGUAAUGGUGGUUGGAUUGUGGUAAACGAGACUAAUUCUGAAGACCCCACUUAUAUUGAAAUGGAAGCAGAAGAGAGUGGAAUUGAUUGUCCAAAUAACGGAGUUCAAGGUUUAGCAUCAGACAAAGGGGAGGGAAGUAAUAUGGUAUUUUCUAGAGAAGGACCCCUUGUCAGGAAGGAGUCAAGGAUGUCCACUAAUUGUAGUUGUAGUGCCAAGAAACUCAAAUCUCGGGCCGCUGUGGUGAAUUCCAACCUGGAGAAGAAGGAGAAAAUUGAGCAAGAGAAGAAACUCAGUAGACAAGAUAGGAUUGAGUUGGGUCGUUUGUUUCAGGGUGCGGUGAGUUCCCAUGAUUGGGAACUUGCAGAGAGUUUGAUCCUGUUAGCUGAUCCACAAACCUUGAAUGAUGCUUUGUGCAUCACUCUGGAUUCAAUAUGGUUCUUGGGCACACAACAAGAGCUCUAUGGGAUAACAGGAUUGAUUAAGAAGAUAAUUGUCAAUGGUGCAUAUGACUUCACCAGAGCUGCCUUGAGGACUUCAUUUCUUGCUUCUUGCGUCUCUGCUUGUCAGAGCCGAACAAUGAGUCUUGCAGAUACAGUCACAGUGAUGGCCCAAAGGUUGCAUGAGCGUCUCCAGGAAUGCAAUGGAGAUGAGGUCUUGAAGGCAGAAGCUGGUGCUAAGGUUCAAAAGUUUACCGAAUGGGCUCUGAAAUGCAUAGGCUUCCAUUCUCGUGGUCAGGGUAAGAAGGAUAGAGUUAACAAUAGCUCAUCAGUUGAGAUCCAACUCCAGUUAUCAGCAUUUAAGACGUUCAUAGAUCUUGCUGGUAACCAGCUUUCCGGGAAGGAUUUCACGGAAGCCUUUGAUGCUGCUUGCUUUCCCCUAACUCUCUUUUCUAGUUCAUUCAACUCUGGCUGGGCAUCUGGGAUCUCGGCAACUGCAAUUCAUGGUUUAUUGGGUAUGUUGGUGGAAGGGGGUGCGGACAAUGUUAAUCAGUGUUUUCUUGAAGCCUCUCGUUUUGGGAGUACAGAGCUUGUGCGCAUCUUAUUGCAGAUUGCCCAAAGGAACAGUUUGGAUGUUGAUGUUGACCUGGCUUUGGGUUUUGCUUCUCACUACUGCAAGAUUGGUACUAUGGAAUGCCUUGUGGAAGAGGGUAAUGCCAUAGCUUUCUUGGGCCCCCUGAUGAGAGCUGCUGAGAGGGGCUGUAUGCAGGUUGUUGAGUGGUUUGUGAAAAGGGGUUGCCGAGACAUGGAGCUCUGCCUUGCUCUCACAGCUGCAACUUCUAGUAGCCAAGUUGAUGUUGCUGCCUAUCUCCUUCCUCAUGUUCCUCAUCACGUCCUUGCCGCACUAAGCAUUGAAAUUCUGAAGGCUGCUGGUGAACGAAGUGGUGGUUCUCUUGAUGGUGUCGCAUUUCUUCUCCAUUCCGACUUCUUGGGUGAUCCAGCAGCUACUUAUGCUGUUGCAGACAAUAUUUCUCGGUCUGAUGAUGAGGGUGUAGCUCCUGAGUUAAAAGCUUUUCUUCGGGAGCAUUGGUCAGAGGAAGCUUUCUUGCGUGGAAUAAGACAAGGACAAGAACAUUACUUGAGCCUGGUGAGGAUUUUAAAAUGGGGUGGAUCUCCUAUCUGCUUAAGAGAUCUACCAGCCCCUCUGAGGGUAACGAUUGCUUACCUGCCGCUGUAUAGGGAGUGUGUCAAGGCAGGUGGCUGUUUGUUGUCACAAAAACUGAGAGGACAGGUUGUUGAAGCUGUAAGCAGGCUUGGCGGUGGGGUCUUAGAAGGGGUGAGCCAGUGCGGAGAGCUCUUGGCUGUUCUGGAGCAUCAUCUUCCUCCAUUUUUACUUCAUUCGCUGAGCAAUGCAUAG